UCACGCAAGUCGAGAAAACAUAAAACUUCAUGCACGAAAGGAUCAAUUGAAGAUGUCAACGUAAAGAGUGGAGUUGCGGUCGAACUAUUUCAAGGGGAUAUGCUGCUUUCAAAAGAACAACAGGAAGAAGUUGCCAAGGAUAGCGAGAGUCGACCCAAACGACAAGCUCUCAAUGAUAAAACCUACCCUGGUAACAGAUGGCCACAUGUCGUCAGUUACACACUCGACAAUACUUUAGAUAACAAGACCAAAGAGGCAUUCAAGAAUGCCAACGUAUUUAUGGAUGAACGACACGUGCAUUGA
Ostertagia ostertagi is the source of this 303-nucleotide messenger RNA. Lineage: Eukaryota; Metazoa; Nematoda; Chromadorea; Rhabditida; Trichostrongylidae. The record is from the annotation of a GenBank genome assembly.